AAGGCGACCUGGAGGGGGACUCCUCGAGGCGAUGCCUGGGCUCAGCUCCACCUCUGGUCCUGGGUCUGCAUCCUGGCUCCCGGACAUGCUGGAGUCCGCACUGCUCGCCUUGGACCUCUUAUUUCGGAGCCUGGGGUGGCGGUGAUGGUGUGGGGGCUUGGCCGAACCCCGCCGAGGAGAGGGAGAGACCUGCACCCGCACGUCGCUGCGCCGGAGGCUCCUCUCGCGGGCCAGACUGAGCGACCAUGGCAGACAAGGAGGCCGGUGGCAGCGACACCGGGUCCCGAGAAACAGCCCCCACAUCUGCAUAUUCAUCUCCAGCCCGGAGUCUUGGAGAUACAGGAAUAACACCUCUCUCUCCAUCCCACAUUGUGAAUGAUGCCGACUCCAAUGUCUCAGACCAGCAGACAUUUCUUGUGGUGGUGGCCAUCGACUUUGGGACCACAUCCAGCGGCUAUGCCUACAGUUUCACCAAAGAGCCAGAAUGCAUCCAUGUGAUGAGGCGAUGGGAAGGAGGUGACCCUGGUGUGUCCAACCAGAAGACCCCGACCACCAUGUUGCUGACCCCUGAGAGGAAGUUCCAUAGCUUUGGCUAUGCCGCCAGGGACUUCUACCAUGACCUGGAUCCCAAUGAGGCCAAGCAGUGGCUGUACCUGGAGAAGUUCAAGAUGAAGCUGCACACCACAGGGGACCUCACCAUGGAUACAGACCUGACGGCAGCAAAUGGGAAGAAAGUCAAAGCCCUUGAAAUCUUUGCUUAUGCCCUGCAGUACUUUAAGGAGCAGGCCCUGAAGGAGCUGAGUGACCAGGCGGGGUCUGAGUUCGAGAAUGCUGAUGUCAGAUGGGUCAUCACAGUGCCUGCCAUCUGGAAGCAGCCGGCCAAGCAGUUCAUGAGACAAGCUGCCUACCAGGCGGGCCUGGCCUCCCCAGAAAACUCAGAGCAGCUCAUCAUUGCCUUGGAGCCUGAGGCGGCCUCCAUCUACUGCCGGAAGCUGAGGCUGCACCAGAUGAUUGAGCUGAGCAGCAAGGCGGUGGUCAAUGGGUACAGCGCCAGUGACACAGUAGGAGCGGGGUUUGCACAGGCUAAGGAACACGUACGGCGUAAUCGACAGAGUCGGACCUUUUUGGUGGAGAAUGUCAUAGGAGAAAUCUGGUCUGAGCUGGAGGAAGGUGACAAGUAUGUGGUUGUGGACAGUGGUGGAGGCACCGUGGAUCUGACAGUUCACCAGAUUCGGUUACCAGAGGGACACCUGAAGGAACUGUAUAAAGCCACAGGUGGACCCUAUGGAUCCCUGGGAGUAGAUUAUGAAUUUGAAAAACUUCUGUGUAAAAUAUUUGGAGAGGAUUUUAUUGAGCAAUUCAAAAUCAAACGGCCUGCCGCCUGGGUUGACUUAAUGAUCGCAUUUGAGUCUCGCAAAAGAGCAGCCGCCCCGGAUAGAACCAACCCGCUGAACAUCACCCUGCCCUUUUCCUUCAUCGACUACUACAAGAAGUUCCGUGGGCACAGUGUGGAGCACGCCUUGCGGAAGAGCAAUGUGGACUUUGUGAAGUGGUCCUCCCAGGGGAUGCUGAGGAUGAGUCCCGAUGCCAUGAAUGCCCUUUUUAAGCCAACCAUUGACAGCAUCAUCGAGCACCUUCGGGAUCUGUUCCAGAAGCCUGAGGUGUCCACAGUCAAGUUCCUCUUUCUGGUGGGUGGCUUUGCUGAGGCACCCCUCCUGCAGCAAGCUGUGCACACUGCCUUCGGCGACAGGUGCCGGAUCAUCAUUCCCCAAGAUGUGGGCCUCACCAUCCUUAAGGGUGCUGUCCUGUUCGGCCUGGACCCUGCCGUGAUCAAAGUGCGCCGGUCCCCGCUCACCUACGGGGUGGGUGUGCUGAACCGGUACGUGGAGGGCAAGCACCCGCCUGAGAAGCUGCUGGUGAAGGACGGCACUCGCUGGUGCACUGAUGUCUUCGACAAGUUCAUCUCUGCUGACCAAUCCGUGGCCCUGGGGGAGCUGGUCAAGCGUAGCUACACCCCAGCUAAGCCCUCCCAGCUGGUCAUAGUCAUUAACAUCUACAGCUCCGAGCACGACAGCGUCAGUUUCAUCACUGACCCAGGGGUCAAGAAGUGCGGCACACUGCGCCUGGAUCUCACAGGGACCGGAGGCACGGCGGUGCCCGCCCGGAGGGAAAUCCAGACCCUCAUGCAGUUCGGGGACACCGAGAUCAAGGCCACAGCUGUCGAUAUAGCCACCUCGAAAAGCGUCAAAGUGGGGAUCGACUUCUUAAAUUACUAGCCAUGCCCCCCAGCCCCUGCCACUGGACUCAGCUCAUCUGCAUCUGCUGACUCACCCUGACUGUCCUCCCGGACCUUCUUACUGCCUACCCAAAUUUCAUCAGGAAAAUGGAAAGAACCAGGGCAAGAAGUAACUGCAGAGUUUUUGAGGGCACACUGGAGUCAGACAUUAAAAUUUAGGUGUGGGAAUAGGAAAUCCAAGGAUCCUAGCAGACCGGUUGGUUUUCUUACAUAGCAGCGUGGUGAACGAGCUACCCGACACGGGAAUCAGUACUCUUCUGAAGCCGUGGUCAGGUUGUCCUUUGAACACAUCUUGGUUAAGUAGAACUUAGGAUGCCCCAUUACCGUCUUUCUAGAUUUGAAGUGAAGUUUUUGAAUAGGAAGGAACUCUUCAUUUGAGAUCUUUUUAAUUGUUUUGAGAUGGUAGUAUAAAAUGCCACCCAUCUGCAGUUAAUUUCUGCCCGUCAGCAUGGCAUGAAAGUGGCGGUUCAGUGGGAGUCUGGAGUGUUUUUAGCAGGUGGAAGAAAUGCCUGUGCUGGCCGCUAUUUUAGGUUCUCAUAUACUUUAAAUUCCAAAGAGGUGUGGGAAGAAGCCUUGGUUGACCCGCUAGGAUUGGGGGGAGUACAAGUGGUAAUACAUCAUCUUUUUAGCAGAUAAAAAUUUGCUGCAGUGGAAAUAGAUUUUGAAGAGCCAACUUAUAGUAGAUGCCUCUGAUCUGUGGGAAUACAUGCCAGGAUGUCCAGCCUGAAAUCACAGAUAGUGUGGAACCCCGUGUCUUCUAUGUUUUGCCCUAUACUUAUAUACCUAUGAGACAGUAGUUUAUAAAUUAGGCCCAGCAAGAGAUGAAUGACAGUAAUAAAAACCGGACAAUCAUGAAAGUUCACUGUAAUGAAAUUUAUACGAAUGUAGUGUCUCUCAGAAUAUCCUGUUGUCCUAUGCUGCAUUUCUGGAUUGUGGUUGACAGUAGUUAACUGAAACCACAGCAAAUGAAGCCAUGGAUAAGGGGAAACUACUGCAUGAGUUGUGCUAUAAUUUGUAAUGUAUUACACCAAAUCCUGGUUUCCAUAGGUAAUUCUAGUUAACCUGGCAGGAAUUGGGUGUGAGAAAAUGAGGUUGCCAUUAGUCUUGUUCAUUUCACCUAGCCCAAAAGUCUAGAGUAGCCCUGUGCUUUGAAAACGUACCAAUUUUAAAUGAAACCCUCCCACCUGCCCUGCUUUCUCUCUGAGUUCUGGCUUUUUGUCUCUGCACUGUGAAAGGAGUGCAUUGGUGAAACACGAAAGAAGAAUCCCGUCCCAUAAAUGCUUUAUUAAACUUUUGUUUCCAGAUCUGCUCGAAAAAUGAUGUGUAGCUCUGUACUUCAAGGAUGAAGCUGGGUUUUUGUUACUUUUAGUUUUUCCUGAAGCAAGUGGCUCACUUGCAUCAGAUUGUCUGGUGCUUGAUAAAAUGAAGCUAACUUGGGAGAGGAAGGCUAGAACCCUCGUUUUUUUGGGGAGUGGAUCUGUACCACAGGUGACUGUGCUUCAAUUGGAAUUUGGGAAUUACUAUCUUUAGGUUUUGUCAAAGCUGAGAUACAGACCUCAGGCUGCACUCUCCAUCCGAAAUCCCGUAGGGAAGAGGAUCCACCCCACACCUUGUCCUCUUAGUGGAGCUGGGCCUACACCGUGCCUGGGGAGGGCCCUUUUCACUGUCACAGAAAAGUUCUGAGGAGGGAAAAGAUGGUAAGAAAGGAGCCCCAAGAACAGGAUUGACUGGAGAAUUGUGACUACAUUCUCUCCUUCCCCACGGCACAAAGCUAGCUUCCUCUAACAUUCAAGAGCCAACUGAGGACAAAGAAUCAAGAAUCUGACUCAGUCCAUAUCAUCUGUUCCAAGCUGUCUUUUCCACCUGCUGGAAUUCAUCCCAAUUUCCAAUCACUGGAGGCAUGCAUAAUGAAUGAGUAGAGAACCAGAGAAGGAACUUCAGAUGCAAGUUGGAUUCACAAACCCAUUAUCAUAGCCAAUAUGCAGAUCUUAAAUAGCAUCUCAAACCUCAUUUUAAUGUCUUCUUUUUCACAUUGCCUGCUGCACAUUCUCUGCUAGACUGUGAAACGUGAACAAACCACAGAACUAGGGAAUGUGAGAUUUUGCAUCCAGGCACCAAGGUGUGUUUGCUAGGGGUCUCCUGCUGCUCACUGCUUCGGAAGCUCAAUGUCAUGGGUCCUUAUUUGGUGUUGCUAGCUAUCAUCUACAAAGAAGACUUCAGUUUAGUUAGGAGUAAUAUAAUUUUAUGUACAUACAGUAUUAGAAUCUUGUACAGAGUCUUUAUUUCUACAAUGUGCUAUUGUUUAAAAAAAGGAAAAUGCUUCUUAAUUUCUGUUGCUGAUAAUUGCUACCCUUAAUCUUCCAGUUUCGUUUCUAAAUGGCUCUCACUAAUUGUUGAUUGUGCCAUUAUCAAGCGAUGGACUAUGUACACAAGCCUGAGCCAUAGACAGAGGAGCCUAGGCUGAGAAAACACCUGGCUCAACAGCUUUGCUGGACCCUCCCACACGUGCAUCCCUUCCCAGAGUCGCAAGUUAUAGUUAAGGCAAAGUCCCAAUUUUCCUGUCCAGACCUUGAGAACUGAAAGCAAUGUGACUAUGCAGAAAAAUCUAUGAAAACUCAGUAUCUGGUGGGGUUGUUGACCACUCCUGGUGGGGCAAAGUGGUCACCUGAGUACAAAGCUUGGUGUGCUGUUUGUACACCAGGGUCCCGGGGGGAGCCCUGUGAUACACAAACCAAGGUUUUCUGUUGGGUUAAGUGUCAGUGUGAGCAAUAGAGCCACGCCCCUCUUUUCCUGCUAGUAUAAACCGCUUCCUGCAUAGCAUUAAGAUCUCUUAGUCUACUAUUUCCUGAAAUGACCUUGUAGAAAUCUGCACUGUUAGCAAAUUGAUGAUGGACGGGGGUGAUAAUUAUCUGGAUUUUCUUCUGGCCCCAAAGAUGCAGCCUCUGUAGUUAAACCCCUUAAACAAAAUCCCCAAAUCCAUCCCUUUCCCUCACUGAAAUACUGUAGAAUAAGAGCACUGGGUAAGUAUACUUGGACAUAUGCCUAAUCUUAGAAAGUUCCUAGGAGGUCUGUGGCCUUGACCGAUUACUCAGUUGCUCCUGGCUUAUUUCUGACAGAUGCCUCUCUUGGAAGCAGGGCUGUUGGUUUCCUCUGUAGCCUUCUAGGUAUACAGCAGGUAUUGCUGCAUGCUGAGUGGCAGAUUGGUUAGGGACAGCCAUGAUAGGAAAGAGGAGGAGCAUGGAGUGAUUUUUUGGAGUGAUAGCUACUUUGAGUCUAGAUUACAGAGCUUGCCCCACCCUUAGAAUGUUAUUUAGACCAAGUUUAGCUUUUAGAGCCCAGGUCUGGUUAAUUGCCAGGGUAGCAGUGAAUCGCAUGCACCAAUAUUAACAGGAGCAAAAUGCCUUAUUAGUUGAAGAUCGAAUUUCACAUGUAGAGAUGUAAUCGCUGUGAUUAAGCUGCAUAUGUAUGCUGGGGAAUGGCUUACGUGGAUGACUAGUGUAAAAGUUGUUGGUCAUGAUGUCACUAAGACCUCUCAUUUGCCUGAAAUGUGGAACUGUAUUCUAAAAUCUCUGCCACCAGGGGUCUUGUUCACUACAAAAUAAAUCCAAAUUUCACAGAACUUUGCAGCAGUUCACAACUGGACAGGAUUGUGUCUGCAAACUCUCUUGUCUUCACAGAUUUCCAAUAAAGUAAAACUCUGGAUCUCA
Molecule: messenger RNA, 6003 nt
Organism: Cavia porcellus (domestic guinea pig)
Lineage: Eukaryota; Metazoa; Chordata; Mammalia; Rodentia; Caviidae
Gene: Hspa12a
Product: heat shock protein family A (Hsp70) member 12A
Exons: 13
Coding region: 246-2276 (676 amino acids)
Source: RefSeq, a predicted model, not a curated record